UCUUCUGGAGAGGCGAAAAUUUCCCAUCGUCUUCGAUGCGACUUAACGACCGUCAGCGACUCGGUCGGCUGGAUCUCGCCUGUUUUUCGAUUUCUAUUUUCUCUAGAGUUUGGUCCAGCAGCUGAAGAUUGAUGAAAACCGAAGGGGAAGAUGUUUAUGCUGCUCAUGACCGCCCUGCUGGUUUCCCAGCCUGCUUCAGGUGCAGAGAUGAAAGAGGUCCGUGAAGGGGCAGAAUCCGUUCUGUUGCCCUGCUCCUUCAGUCCGUCUGAUUUGGACAACGCCAUCGUGGUGUGGAGUCGCAACGAUCUCAAUCCCCCGACGGUUCACCUGCGUCGGAAGGAAGGCAACGACAUCCACAGCCAAAACAAACUCUACAAAAGUCGAACGUCCAUGCAGGAAAAUGCUCUGGAAACCGGAGACCUGAGCCUGACUGUGAGCAAACCCGAACUCACCGACAGCAGCACCUACACCUGCACUGUGCGCAGGCUUGGGGAGCAAGUGGGUCAGAUGGACGUUAAGCUGGAGGUCCUGAGGAGUGAAGGAGUUCCCACCUGGGUCACAAUUUUCCUAGUCAUCCUGACUCUGGUCAUUGCUGCCGUUGUGGGGGCCGUAAUUCAUUUCAGGAAGUUUUUCCGGAAAGUUCCAAAAGUUGAAGUGAACUCAGAGGUGGAGUCUGUCCUGCUGCCCUGCAUCACCAUCGCUCACCUUCCGCCGGACGCCAGGGUGGAGUGGACGGACAGCAAAGACAGGAAGGUCCAUGUGUACGAUAACGGCUGCGACCGGCCUGAGCAGCAGCACUGGUUUUACACGGAUCGAACAGAGAUGAAGAAAAAGCUGCAGAAGGUCUCCUUCCUCUGUCUGACGCUGAAAUACCCGACGGACAGAGACAGCAAGACCUUCACCUGCUCCGUCUACAGCCGGGCCAGAAUUGUGCUACUGAAGAAGCAGGUGGAGCUCCUUGUCAUAGUCCCAGAGGUCAAGGUGGACUCAGGGAUGGACUCUGUUGUGUUGCCCUGCAAAACCAAAAUCAAUCUCUCUAAAGAGAUCACCGUAGAGUGGUCCUGCAACGACGUCUGGGUCCUGAAGGUGCACAUGUACAAGAACGGUUGUGAUCGUCCCGAAGAACAGAGUCCGUUCUACAGAAACAGAACCAAGAUGAAAGAAGACCUGCUGGAAACCGGAGACCUCAGUCUGACGCUGAAACACCCCACGGACAGAGACAGACAAACCUACACCUGCACGGUCUACAGCAGAGACGGGAAAAUCCUCAUGAAGAAACAAGUAAAGCUCAACGUCGAAGACUGUGAGGUGGAGGUGGACGAGGGGACAGAGUCUGCCGUGUUGCCCUUCAAGACCUCAGGCGAUAUGUCAGACGCCAAGGUGGAGUGGUGGCGUUACGAGCCUGAACCGCCCAUGACGGUCCACAAACAUGAGAACGGCUGUGAUCAGCCCGAAGAUCAGCACCAGCUUCACAGAGAGCGAACAAAGAUGAGUCCAGAAAAUGGAGACCUGAGUCUGACCCUGAAGUACCCAACGGACAGAGACAGUGGGAGCUACAUCUGCAGGGUCAACGGCAAGCAGAACAAGAGGAAGAAAACCGUGAUGCUCAGAGUUGUCAACCGGCAAGUGGAGGUGGAGGAAGGGGCGGAGUCUGUCCUGCUUCCCUUCAAAACAACGCCUGACCUACCCGAAGAUGCUAAGGUUGUGUGGUGGCAGCUUGACCCGGAACAUAUGAAGAUCCAUGUGUAUCACAAUGGCUCUGAGCUACAGGAAGAACAGAACCACUCGUACAGAAACAGAACAAAGAUGAACGAUGACCUGCUGAAAACUGGAGACCUCAGUCUGUCUCUGAAGCAGCCCACAGAUGGAGACAGUGGGAGGUACAGAUGUGAGGUCUACAGUGAGACGAGGGGGAGCAGGAGAGAGAAAACCGUCAUGGUCAAAGUUAGAAAGAGAAGCCAGAGUCAAAAUGUGGACAAAGGAAACGGCACUGAUCCCACUCCUCUGCUGGCUCAACAAUCAGUUUAAUUGGUUUGGUAGUUUAUAUCCAAAUUUGGUUAUCUUGGCUUAAUGUUCAGUCUGUGUGACUUUGUCCUGAAGUCUAAAGACGUCACCCUAUCUUCAUCUAGUUGUUGUUGAUGAGAGGCAAUGGUGCUGGUCAGGACUAUCCAUCAACAUGAUCAUGCUAGAAACAGGAUCUCCUGUUUGGCAAUCGCUCAACAUUUGUCCUCCUAGGAUUUGUUGGUGUCCAGAAAUUUGUAGUGAUUUGAGUUUUUCUGUUUGUUUAUUUCUGUGUCUGAGUUUAAUGAAUGAGAGACUUUCUGUGUCUAUUGUUUCUGUGUCUCGUUUCUGUGUCUAUUGAGUCUCCGUGUUGUCCUGUCUACCCCUUGAUUGUUCCCAGCUGUGUCUCGUUCCCUGAUUAGCCUCUGUGUAUUUAAUUCCACCUGUGUUCCUUGUUCUUUGUCGGGUCAUCGUCUGUAUGGCCUUUUCUCACAGUCCAAAAACAUAUUAAUGCUUAAUGACUUGUCUGAAACCACAGAAAAUGAGGAUAUGUUGAACGCAUUUGUGGCUUUUAACUUGUGAAACAGAAAUGGGUUUUGUGAGCGCUCUUAUUUUCCCCUAAAGACCCUCGUCUCAAGAAAAAUGACUGAGAUUGGAACUGAAAACUGGCUCAGAAGGAAGAGAAAACACCAACCUGAGGAGCAAUGUUACAAUACAAUUCAUGCCACACUGACAAAAGACAUUUCUAGACGAGUCAGCAGUCAGAUUAUUGAGGUGGUUAUGUUUGUGAUCAUAAUGUUUCUCAUGUUUUGUCACACCAUGAUUAUUACCCAGAUGUUUCUAUGUCCAAGAGAAACAUCUGCUGAUGUCCGCAGAUUCUUUUAUUAAAAUAAACCAAUUACUGUUCACUUCAAA
Molecule: messenger RNA, 2916 nt
Organism: Xiphophorus hellerii (green swordtail)
Lineage: Eukaryota; Metazoa; Chordata; Actinopteri; Cyprinodontiformes; Poeciliidae
Exons: 8
Coding region: 151-2028 (625 amino acids)
Biological process (GO): cell surface receptor signaling pathway; negative regulation of T cell proliferation; cellular response to lipopolysaccharide
Cellular component (GO): external side of plasma membrane
Source: RefSeq, a predicted model, not a curated record